Messenger RNA from Chironomus riparius, 8366 nucleotides. The record is from the annotation of a GenBank genome assembly. NCBI's taxonomy places the organism in Eukaryota, Metazoa, Arthropoda, Insecta, Diptera, Chironomidae.
AGAAACUUUGGUUAUUCCUUUUUCUGUUUCUCUAAAGUUCCCAAAAAAACAACAAUUCAGUGAUUAAAUCAUUAAAUUAACAAGUUUUAUAACAGAAUCGUGUACUGUAACAAGAAGAUUAAUAGAUUGAUAAGUAUAAGAGGAUAACAGAAUCAAAAAAUACAGGAAGAACAUAAAAAAGCAGACAUGGCACUGAGUGAAGAACUGACUAAUGCUUUGAAGCAGCUUCAGAAUAAAAUGUUUUCUGUGAGCAUUGAGGAACGUCCAGCAAUUUUUCAAGACAUAAAAAAUGUGCUGGCUCAUAAAGACAUGAACACAAAAGGCUUUCAAGGAGUAACUAAGCUGAUUGCUAUGACAUUAGUAAAGUACAAAGAUGAAGCAUCGCAGACAUCAGUAAAUGAAUUAAUUAGUGAAAUGUGUCUAAAAGAUCCAGAUCAAUCGAUUGAGGCAUUUAAUGCUAUUUUUAAGGCAUUGUGUACGAAAGAACUUGUCAACGCACCACCUUCCAAAGCUUGUGUGGCAGCAUUAGUUGCUCUAAAAUGGACAUUUAUCAUUGCUAAUAGCUGUAAUUCAUCAUCAAAUGCCGGGAAGACUCAAUACCCUCUUUUAAUGGAAUAUCAAUCGAUACUUUAUGCUCUCAGCUUACAAACAAACAAUACGAAAAGUGUUGAAAUGGCAUACGAGUAUUUUAAAACUUAUUGGCUGGAUCAAACUGAGGAAUCGUUUCAAAAAUAUUUUAAUAAAUUCAACGGAACGGAACCAACAUACAAUUCAUUCAUAAUUCUCGUGGCUGUCUUAAGAUUUCAAAUAGAGGAAAAGGCUGAUAUUACAUUCAUCGAGGCACACAGAAAAAGUUAUUUAAAUCAAUUUACUAAAGGUCUAAUUACAGUUAAGACUAAACUGGACUGUCACCUUUAUAUUGCAUCACAAAUCUAUUUGAACAUGUUAACUGAAGAUGAAGUCAAGAGUAAUCUACUGCCAGCAAUCCAACGAUCAAUGUUAAGAAGUCCUGAAACCAUUCUUGAAGGUGUUGAGCACAUAAUUAGUGGUUUACGUUGUAAUGUUGAUGGAAAUGGCUUGGAUAUCGGAAAAGUCUUGAUCCAAAAUCUCCACUCAAAAGUUGAUUUAAAUAGAACAUAUUCUGUGAAUGGAUUAAAACAACUCGCUAUGAAAUGUUCAGAUUCAAAGACGAUUGAAACAAUGAUGAAGAAUAUCUUUGCAAUUUUGAAUGGUUCUGAAGGGAAAAUUACAGUUGCUGAAUAUCGCAAUAGUUUGCUUCAAGGAGCCGGAAAUUUAUCAUACAAUCAGGUACCGACAGAGGAAAUUACUAAAUUGAUGCCAUUUGUGAGUGAAAAUUUUAUUAAAAUUAUUGAUGCUGAGAUUCAAGAGAAGGUAAUUUGUCAUGGACUAGAAAUGUUUGGUUUAUGGUCAAUUUUCUUUACAAAUGAGCUCGAUUCUAAAGUCGUUCAAUGGUUCAAAAAGGGACUAAAUCAUAAGUCACAAAUGGUUAAAGUAAGCUACCUUCAAUGGUUCUUAAACUGUUUGUACCAAACAGAUUUAUCGUCUGCUGCUGACUUUAAGAAUGAUUUAUUGAAAAUUGUCGAAAAAGCUUCUCAAAGUAUAAAUCAAGCACCAGUUUUAUGCGAAGGACUCGCUGCAGCAUGCAUUCUUUUGUCAAUUUUGUCUGUUAAGGACGAAUCAUUAACAUCGUUUUGGAAUAUCGUCUUAGAUAUGAAGAAAGAGAUUUUCAUAUCUGAAAAGUUUAUAAGCAACAUUGGAAGUGAAAGUUUGUGCAAUCUAUUGAUUAUGAGCGAGAAGCUUCUGAUUAACUUUAAUAAUGAGUUAAAAGGCGAACCGAUUCGAUUGUAUAAAUGCAUUCUAUUAGCAGCAACAUCCAAUAUUGAAACUGUUCGAGCAAAGGCUAUAAAGUCAAUCGAAAGGUUGAUCAGCACCAAUAGUGGAAUGCAUUUUGCGAAAAAUAUUUUAAAUGAGCUUACAAAAUUGAUGGCUAAAUCAAAAAUAACAUUACACAGUGACGAGGAAAUUGACGAAAAUGAACGUUCGAUGCCCGCAGAAGCAAUUAUAAAUAUUUUAUUCACUAUUUGUUCACCAAACUACGCAGACGAAAAGGACACACAAUCGAUAUUAAAUCACGCUAUUUUAGCUAUGCAUCAUGACUCGAUUUAUUCGUUAAAUUCAGAAUUAUUGGAAGAGAUUUUGGAAUUAAAUAUGUUAAAGGGAAGUGAUUUCAUCUCAAACAACUGGGAAGAAUUACAAAAUGUAAUUUUAAAUGAUUAUAAAUGUAACAGCAUGUAUGAAAAUUCUGUAGCUGCAAUUGUUAAUUUAAAUCCCGAAGCAACGAUGCCAAUGAUUGUUGAAAAUGUAAAUACUAUUCUCAAUGAAGUAGCAUCUGUUGGUAUUAUGGAUGAAGAAUAUUUCACUUAUUUGACUCCCGAAGGUGAGUUGUAUGACAAGAGUGUCAUGCCAAGUAAUGAGGAAGAAAAGACAGCACAUAUUAAGCGAGAAAAUAAAGCGUACAGUUAUAAAGAACAAUUGGAAGAGAUUCAACUUCGUCGUGAAAUUGAGGCAAAGAAGCAACAGGCUGGAAAGUCUAAAGAGCCACAAUAUACGCCAAAGCAAAAGGAGGCAAUUAAGAAUCAAUUAGAAAAGGAAAGUCAGAUUAGACUGAAAUUGACAUCAAUGAAUGAUAAAUUAGAGAGAGCAGCUUCACAGAUUCAGGCAUGCUUUAAAGGAAAUAGCAAAUUUCUCUCACUUCAUUACUCAAUUUUGUUGCAAACAAUUUUGAGAGGUCUAAGAUCACCAUUAUCAGCAUUAUCAUUGUCGAACUUGUAUUAUCUGUUGGGAAGUAAUCUAUUCAAAGGAAAACCAAGUGUUGGACGAAACUAUGCAUUAGCUACAAUCAGACUUUUAAAGCCUAAAUGUAGCUUACCUGAUGAAUGGACUAAAAUUGAUAUAGCUACAUUUAUUUCUGAACUAUUCUCAACUUUAGAAGAUGAUGAUCUUUACGAGGAUUUUGAAAACGAAGAAGACCGAUUCAAGGAUACUCCUAAAGUAUUUGAUGCACCGACAUUUUCCUUCAUUUUUGAAUUUCUUAAGCAGACUUUAUUGUCUGAAUUUGUAGGACAAGAAGAGCUAUUAACUGGAAUUGAAUUGAUCUCUAAACAUGCACAAAUUAAAGGAACUACCAUUAAUGGAGAUUAUGAUGACUUUUCACACCCAAAAUAUCUUCCAACAUUAGAAAUGCUUCGCUUACUUUUAAGCUUAAUUACAAACUUUGAUGGGCAAGUUCAGUCACAAGCAUGUUCGGCAUUUUUAGAUGUCUCUGAGGCAUUGUCAGGUGAAAAUCAUCGAUCUGUCGCUAGUCGAGAUGAAAUUUUCUUUAUUUUGCAAAUGCUUGAAAGUAGCAAGGAAAUGAUUCGUGAUUGCGCCAUUCGUUCAUUAAAUAAAAUCAUGGAUGUCUUACCAAAUAUCGAGGACGACAAUGAUCUUGGACUUUUCAUAUUACGUAGAGUUUGGAUUGCAAAGCAUGACGUGGCAACUGAAAUUCAAGAUCAAGCUGAUUAUUUGUGGACAAAGAGCUGCUUUGAAAUACCGAUAGCUCUGAGUGAAGAAAUUUUAAGGGAUAUUAUUCACGAUGAGAAUUGUAUUCAGAAGGCUGCUGCAGGCUCUCUUGUAACAAUUUUACGUGAAGAUCAAUCAAGAGUUAUUCCUGUUCUCGAUAAACUUUUAGAAACUUAUACUGAAAAGUUGUCUUUAGUUCCAGCUGUUCUCGAUCAAUUCAAUAGAGAAAUUGUUCCUGCAAUUGACAUGUGGUCUCCUCGUCGUGGUGUUGCCAUAACAAUCAGUCAAAUAUCACAGUUUUUUGACUUGGAAACUGUAGAAAGAAUCAUUCAAUUUAUGGUAUCAACAGGCUUACGUGAUCGAGAAGAAAUUGUCCAUAAAGAAAUGCUUGCUGCUUCGCUAGAAAUAGUUGAUUUGCAUGGAAAACAGUGUGUAACAACUUUAUUGCCUGUAUUUGAAGAUUUUCUCGAUAAAGCACCGAAUGUCCCAUCAUUUGAUAAUAUCCGUCAAGCAGUUGUUAUAUUAAUGGGUUCAUUAGCAAGGCAUUUAGAUAAGGAAGAUAAGAGAAUCGAACCGAUUGUUUACAGAUUAUUAACUGCUCUUGCCACACCUUCUCAACAAGUUCAAGAAGCUGUUGCCAACUGUAUACCUCAUUUAAUCCCAUCUAUGAAAGAUCAAGCACCACAAGUUGUAAAGAAAUUGAUGAAUCAACUUGUUAAAUCUGAUAAAUAUGGUGAACGACGUGGAGCUGCCUAUGGAAUUGCAGGCUUAGUAAAAGGAUUGGGUAUUUUAUCGCUCAAACAGCUUGAUAUAAUGUCAAAGUUAACGAACCAUAUACAGGAUAAGAAGAAUUACAAGUGUCGUGAGGGAGCACUAUUUGCGUUCGAAAUGCUUUGUUCUACUUUAGGUCGCUUGUUUGAGCCGUAUAUAGUUCACGUGCUUCCACAUUUGCUUACAUGCUUUGGCGAUAAUUCAAUUUAUGUUCGCGAAGCAGCUGAUGAGACAGCAAAAGUUGUAAUGCGUAAAUUGAGUGCUCAUGGUGUUAAAUUAGUAUUGCCAUUGUUACUAGCUGCUUUAGAUGAUGAAUCAUGGCGUACAAAAAUUGCUGCAACUGAAAUAUUAGGUGCAAUGUCGCAUUGUGCACCAAAACAAUUAUCAUCAUGCUUACCAAGUAUUGUUCCAAAAUUAAUGGAAAUUCUUGGUGAUUCCCAUAUUAAAGUACAAGAGGCUGGCGGAAACGCAUUAAAAAUGAUUGGUGCCGUUAUUAAAAAUCCCGAAAUUCAAGCAAUCGUCCCAAUUUUACUUCGAGCUCUUGAAGAUCCAGCCAAUAAAACAAGCUCAUGUCUUCAAAGUUUGUUGAAAACUAAAUUCGUCCAUUUUAUCGAUGCACCAUCAUUGGCUUUAAUUAUGCCUGUCGUUGAGAGAGCAUUUAUGGAUCGUUCUACAGAAACUAGAAAGAUGUCUGCACAAAUUAUCGGAAAUAUGUAUUCGCUGACUGAUCCAAAAGAUUUGACGCCAUAUUUAGACAAUAUUAUGCCAGGUUUGAAAGCAUCAUUGCUUGAUCCUGUGCCAGAUGUGAGAACAGUGAGUGCUCGUGCAUUAGGAGCAAUGGUCAGAGGAAUGGGUGAAACUACAGUUGGUGAAAACUUGCUUCCUUGGUUGAUGCAGACAUUAACUUCAGAGGCUAGUCCAGUUGACAGAUCUGGAGCUGCACAAGGCUUAGCUGAAGUCGUUGCUGGUCUAGGUGUAGAGAAAUUGCAUCAAACAAUGCCAGAAAUCAUUAAAACUGCAGAACGAACGGAUAUUGCUCCACACGUCAAGGACGGUUACAUUUUAAUGUUCAUUUACAUGCCACAAGCAUUUCAAGAGGAAUUUACUGUUUACAUCGGGCAGAUUAUUAAUCCAAUUUUGAAAGCUUUAGCUGAUGAGAAUGAAUAUGUUCGAGAUACUGCUUUGAAAGCUGGUCAGAGAAUUGUAAAUCUUUAUGCUGAAUCUGCCAUCACAUUACUCCUUCCAGAACUUGAAACUGGACUUUUUGAUGAUAAUUGGAGAAUUCGUUACAGUUCUGUUCAGUUACUUGGUGACUUACUUUAUAAAAUUUCUGGAGUAACUGGAAAAAUGUCAACACAAAGUGCAAGUGAAGAUGAUAAUUUCGGAACUGAACAGUCACAUAAAGCCAUCAUUAGACAUCUUGGAAUUGAGCGUAGAAAUCGAGUAUUGGCAGGUCUUUACAUGGGCAGAAGCGAUGUCUCAUUGAUGGUACGUCAAGCAGCAUUACACGUUUGGAAAGUCGUAGUCACAAAUACUCCGAGAACGUUACGUGAAAUAUUGCCAACACUUUUCUCCCUUCUUCUUGGCUGUUUGGGAAGUAAAGUAAGUGAUGAUAAACGUCAAGUUGCUGCAAGGACAUUAGGAGACUUAGUAAGAAAACUUGGUGAACGUGUGUUGCCGGAAAUUAUACCAAUUUUGGAGAAAGGCUUAGAUUCUGAGUGUGAUAAGCAACGUCAAGGUGUUUGUAUUGGAUUAUCGGAAAUUAUGGCAUCAACUUCUCGUGAUAUGGUUCUUACAUUCGUUGAUAGUCUCGUCUCGACUGUAAGACGAGCAUUGAGUGAUCCAUUAAGUGACGUCCGCAAAGCAGCUGCACGUACUUUUGAUUCUUUACAUUCAGCAGUUGGAACUAAGGCAUUAGAUGACAUUCUUCCAUCAAUGUUGGCAGGUUUAUCAGAUGAAGAUCCGUUUAUUGCUGAAUGCACAUUAGAUGGAUUGAAACAAAUUAUGGCCAUAAAGUCACGAGUCGUUUUACCAUAUCUCGUACCACAAUUGACUGCGCCCCCAGUUAAUACUAAAGCAUUAUCGAUUUUAUGUGAAGCUGGAGAAGGUCUGACAAAAUACUUGCCAAAAAUUCUUCCCUCAAUUUUAGAUUCAUUAUCUGCUGUUCAUGGAACGCCUGAUGAAUUGAAAGAGACUGAAUAUUGUCAAAUGAUUAUUUUGGCUGUCAGUGAAGAUGCUGGCAUAAGAAUCAUUAUAGAUACACUUUUGGACUCGUGCAAAUCUAAUAAAAUGCCAAUUAAAAAGGCUGCAGCUUCACUUUUGAGUGUGUUCUGUAUCAAUUCUCCUGGCGAUUAUUCAAAUCAUAUUCCACAACUUCUUAAUGGUCUUAUGCUGUUACUUUCUGAACACGAUAAAGAAAUUUUAGUCAGAGCAUGGGAUGCAUUAAAUGCUGUAACAAAAACACUCGAUUCUGCACAACAAAUUGCUCAUGUUUCAGAUGUUCGAGACGCUGUAAAGUCUGCAACCAUUAAUUUACCUCCAAAUUCGGAAUUGCCAGGUUUUUGUUUGCCCAAAGGAAUUGCGCCAUUGUUACCUGUUUUUCGUGAAGGUAUAUUAAAUGGAGCACCGGAAGAAAAAGAAUGCGCAGCACAAAGUUUAGGAGAAGUAAUUGCUCUCACAUCGGCUACUUCCUUACAACCAUCAGUUGUACACAUUACUGGUCCAUUAAUUCGUAUUCUUGGUGAUCGUUUCAAUUCAGGCGUAAAAUCAGCUGUGCUCGAAACAUUGGCAAUUUUACUAUCCAAAGUUGGAAUUAUGCUCAAACAGUUUUUGCCACAACUUCAAACAACAUUCUUAAAGGCAUUAAACGAUCCAAACAGAACUGUCAGAAUGAAGGCUGGAGUCGCUGUAAUGGAAUUAAUCAAAAUUCAUCCAAAACCAGAUCCGGUAUUUGUAGAAAUUCAUAAUGGCAUCAAGAAUGCAGACGAUUCUUUGAUAAGAGAGACAAUGUUGCAAGCAUUACGUGGAAUUUUAAUAUCAAAUGGCGAUAAAAUGUCAGAAUUAAUGAAAAGGCAGAUUUAUGCUACAUUAACAUCGAUGCUUAAUUAUUCUGAGGACACGACACGACUUUGUGUUGCUGGAUGUAUUGGAUCAUUUGCAAAAUGGAUUUCAAAUGAUUUGCUUGAUGAUUUAAGUAAUCAAAUUUUCAGUGAUGAUUUCGGCGAGGAUUGGUCAUUAAGGCACGGACGAACAGCUGCAUUAUUUGUUUUGUUAAAAGAAUCACCAGCACUUAUCGUGACGUCAAAAUAUGAAGGAAAACUCAACAAGACACUCGUCACGUGCAUACAAAAUGAAAAAGUCAAUAUCGCAUCAAAUGGUGUUAGAGGAGCUUGCUAUUUAUUAGAAUUUUGUCAAAAUGAAGGACAGCAAAUUCCACAACCCAUUCUUACUGCAUAUGUUAAAUCGAUGAACCAUACAAAUAAUGAGAUAAAACAACUCCUUGCAAAAACAAGUAUUUAUUUGUCAAAAGUAGUUCCGCACGAAAAAAUGUCUUCGGAUUUCCUUAAGGCUCUAAUUCCAAUGUUGGUCAAUGGUACAAAAGAAAAGAAUGGAUAUGUCAAGUCAAACAGCGAAAUUGCAUUAAUAAGCAUCUUGCGACUCAGAAAUGGCGACAUAGUGUUCCAAAAAGUUUUACAACUCUUGGAAGCAGGAGCACGCGAUUCACUCAACGAGGUUGUCACUAAAGUAUUGUAUCGAGCAAUGACAGCUUCAGCAUCAGGAAAGGAUGAAAACAUUGACGACACCAUUCUUACGUGAUUGUCUCUACUAUUAUAUUACUACAUAUAAUAUUGUCAUCUAUUUACAAACUUAUUAUUAUUAUUAUUACUACUACUAAAUUUAUGCACUUUUGGGAAAAAUUUCAAGCAAGAUCAUCGCACAUACAAAUCAAUGCUUUGUAAGAAGAAUCAAGUCAUCAUGAAGAAUAAUAAAGAAGAAAUUUUUUCAUUCCUCGU